AUGGCGGGUAACUUUGCUGAAAGAGAAGAGAACGUAUUUAAAGAAAUUGAAAUUGAUGAAGGUGAAGAAAUUUUGGUGGGAAAUGAAAGGACUGUUUUUGAAGAAAAUGAAGUGGUUGUAUUGGAGGAUAGUGAAGAAGAAAACAAGAGAAGGAUGUCUUUUCCAGAUUUUAUUGAUGUUGUCAAUCCAAUUUCUGUGCUUCUUUUGUUUUUUGUCAGUUAA
Messenger RNA from Dentiscutata erythropus, 222 nucleotides. The record is from the annotation of a GenBank genome assembly. Lineage: Eukaryota; Fungi; Glomeromycota; Glomeromycetes; Diversisporales; Gigasporaceae.